This is a messenger RNA of Closterium sp. Naga37s-1, 1362 nucleotides long. Lineage: Eukaryota; Viridiplantae; Streptophyta; Zygnematophyceae; Desmidiales; Closteriaceae. The record is from the annotation of a GenBank genome assembly.
AUGGCUGCUACUAGUACCAAUGCGCGGCUACGCGCAGCGCGCAACCUUCUUCCCCUUCCUCUCGCCUUCCUGCUGCUCCUCGCCGUCACCAGCGCCAGCGCCCUGCGGCCCGUCCUUCGCGCAUCCCCCUCCGCCACGCGCGGCAACGCCCGCCGUGCGCUCGCCCGCGCAGACUCCGCCGUGUCCCCGCACAGGGUGGAGCGGCGGAAGCUGUUCAGCUGGGACGGCGUGACGGUCGAUCAGAUCAAAGCCGGCAGCCUGGGCACGAUCGACGGUCCGAAUGACGACGAGGUGACGACGAAGAUCGUGGAUCUAUUUAUGAACGCAGGGUACAACGUGAUGGUCAUUCAGAGCGACCACUCCGUGCAGGGCGACCCGGAAUCCGUGCAGGUGGAGGUGUGGCACUUCUGGGAUAACUCCGAGUUCACCGUCUACUUCAAGCAGGGCGCGUUCUCCGUGGAGAAUCUUGGCAAUGGCGGGUUCGAGAACUGGGCGUUCGGAGGCGUGUGGGAGCGAAAGCUCGUUUUUCAACCUAGCAGCCCAACACUCUCUGACCUGCAUAGUUCGAGCGACAUGGCCGUCCGCGUUACAAGCAUCCUCUUAGCUGUUCUCUGCCUCGCUACAGCUGCCUCCAGCUCUUCCAUUCCUCGGAACUACACCGCUUUUCACCGUGACGGACCGCGUCGCGCUCUCCUGCAGAUUCCCGCGUUCGACCCAGCUGCAGCUCUGGGCGCAGCAGCAGGGGCCAUGGCUGGCGCCGUCCAAUCAGCAGCCGCCACGUUGGCCAGCACAAUCGCGCAAAAUCCCGGCGGGCUUUUGUUUCACGACGCGGCGGGAAUCUGCCUUGAUUUCGGCCCUCUGCCCGCCUGCGACUUCUAUUUCGAUCUGCUCGGUCCGCUCGGGCUGCCCUCGCUGCGCUUCCCCGUCGUCUCCGGCGGCGCGCUCGUGCUCUCCCAGCAGAACGGCGACCGUCCCGUGAGCCUCGCCAUCGCCACCGGCGUUUCGCCUGACGCUGGCGAAAUCCUUGGCGAUAAGAAGGCGAAGAAGGGUGGUUACCAGGUGGAGAUUGACGCGACGGGCCCGGCGAAGUAUUGCAAGUGCGAGGCGGCGAAGCUGGCGAAAACAGUGGCGCAUGCUGGCGAUCAGUUCUACGCCACUGGACAGCCGGCCAAGGUGUAUGCACGCACGUUUCAGAAGAACCUGCCAGCGUCGGCCUUCAAGGGGUGCUGUGUGCGCCUGCCACUCACCAGCGUGCAGCUCAAGGCACCCAACGGUGACGUCAUCAACCUCAACCCGGGCGACGGCAACAAGCAGUUCCCUGAGCCCCGCCGCUGCCUUCUCUUCCACGUGCUCACCGUGUGA